CUGAUUGUCUACAUGAAUAAGAUGUUCCUGAAGAAAGACUGGAUUUUACAUAGGACAUAAGAUAAAAGCAUUCGCAAAGCGUCGUACCGAUAAUCUGUAAUUGAAAAGCAGUAGCAUCAACAAAAAAUACAAAAUACAAAGAUGGAUAUGUCCAGCGGAAAAAAAUCUUCAAAAUCUACAAAAACCAAACUCCAGGAAAUUAUAACUUUUUGUGAGUGCUCCGGAAAGAAUGCAAAACAAUUAAUUCUCACGAGCAUUAGAGACAAGAUUGAUGAUCUUUCAGACAAUUUUGCGUUACUUAUAGAUGUCAUAUGGAUGUCUAUGAAAGGAAUUGAUAGCAAGGACGAUAAAUAUGUGAUUAUAGACAUCAUGAAAAUAUUAAGCCAGGUGCUUGAACUGUUAGGAUUCGCAUUUCCCAUUCUUAGUCUAGGUUCAUAUUUUGUAAGUCUGGUGGCUAUCUUUCUAAAAGUCAUAUUUGAACGCAUUGAUUUGAAGAAGAUGCUAAAGCCUGAAAUUUCGACAAAUGAUGCAAUACCACACGAAUUGGCAGGUUUAGCUGAAAGAUUGAGAGGAACUGCGAAUUUCAUCGAUGGAGUUGAUGAACAACAGCAUGUCACUGCAGCUACUUUACAAAGCUUGAUUUCUAAUGAUGGUAUACACAUUGGAGUAGAACUAUUAGGAAAUUUGAAAAGCCGCAUUAUGACUCUCAUGUCUGGUGGAAAAAAGGAUUGGUGUAUAUGCCUAGAGUUUUUGAAAAUGUUCGUGAGAAUUUCCACCUUGCGCCAUGCUCUUCUUUUUAGAAUGAUGACAUGUUUGGAAGCAAAAGAUUACAGUAGAUGUAUUGUCAGUGCAUUGCAGAAAUAUAUUGAUAUAGAAAAAAAAGAAAACCAAACUUUUUUGGCUUUUUUCUCAUCGCCAUCUCUAAAAAAUGUAGGUGUAUUAGCAUUUUUCAACCCUUCAGAUGAAAAAGAACUUUUAACAUAUCUAGAGCAGCUACAUCUGUCUUUUCAAGAUUUACAAUCAGUGUUGCAUGACCAAAUUUUUCUAAUCACGCCAGAAAUAAACCAGAAUGACCUUUUUGGAAGACCAACUGCCUCUGCUACUGUAAGAGCAAUGAAAAGUUCGACGAAUGUUCAGAACGUAAGAAUCAGAUUUAGAUUCAAGGCUAUUGAAAAUGAAUUCAAUCUUUUUUACAUCCAAUCCGAAUAUUCGGAUGAAUAUGUCUAUAUGAAAAAAAGUGGCUACUGCAAAUACAGCAAAUCAGUUCAAGGACAAGACAAUGCCAAGUGGCGAGUUAAUCUCGUACAGGACACAAAAGAGGAAGAGGGAACUCAUUCUUGUUUUACACUUUGUACCAAACAAUGGCCAGAGAAAUUUGUUUUCAUGGAAAAUACCUUUUUCAAAAACGCUAGAGGGCUAGGAAGAAAUUCAAAACCCAGUGUCGAAUGUUUGUUUACGCUGACUCCCCCGGGUGAGUCUCCAAUUUUUGUGCAAGUCGCAAAGCCAGGAUCACUGACAGUGACCGUCAAAGACGUGGAUGAAAAAGCAUCUGUCAAAACAUCAUUUUAUGAUACGGGAAAACAGACAAUAUCUUUUUUGGAAACAAUAAGGAAUUUUUUAAAAGAAAGAAAAAUAGAGGUAGAAAGGGAUAUCAGGAAAAUUAAAAAAUACAUCUGGGAAAACAAAGAGGAUCCAUUAAAUGCAAUUUUGGAAAGGGUCGCAGAAGCCCUAGUAAAAUUAGAAGGAGACAAGGUUACCGAAUCGGAAGUUUUAAUUGGGCUUGUGGAAAUGCUUUCAAUCAGUUUUGAACUUUUUCAAAAUCGAGAAUUUCUCUAUGCUUCCAUUCUUCGACAAGUACUAAGAAUAUGUGGUUUGGUCAUGAGUUGUUUUUGGCAGAUCAGCUACAUUGUUUCUUUCCAAAGCAGUUACCUGGAAAACGAUCAAAAAGUGGCCAUAGAUGAAACUAUUUCAAAAGUACAAAACUUCGCCUCUUACCUUCACGAAAUUGAAUGCGCCGCAAAUAUAUUUGAAAGAGACAUAGUCGAGAUGAAACGGAGUGGCGCCUUCUGCGAAGAAUUGUGUCAGACACAAUUCAGACACUGGACAGAAAAGAAUCCAAUGCUAAUCGGGACAUAUGCGAAGAUGAGCAUUUUACAACAAACCGUCCUUUGGCAAAUGUACGCUGUCGCAAAACAACCAGGUCAUAGCGACAAAAUUGCAAAUCAUUUGCACAGCAUAAUUUUUUUUCAAAAGGACAGGGACGUAAAUUUCUUUAAAAAAUAUAUUAAAGGGACAGAACCGGUGUUUGUCGGCAAGUAUUUAACUUGUUUAGGCUGUCAGUUACAGGUGCCCGUAUCAAGGAAUGUUGACAAAUUAACCAUGAUGCAGAAAAACAGAAGAAUGUCUCUGGUUUUUACUCCUCUCCUACAGGCAAUGCUCUUCAAACAUGCUGAUUAUAGAAACGAGAAAGAAAGAGAGUGGAAAGAAAAGACUGGAACAUAAGUUAUCAUUACAUGUUAUUUUUCAUUAACUCCAAAGAACAUAGUUUUAAACUAUAAUAUGAUUUUAUACCGCCGUAAGAUCUCUUCCAUUAUAACCUUGCAAAUUUAACUUGCGCAUUUGUAGCUUUCACAAUUCAAUUGAUGUGCGUGGGACUAUUUUGAACUAAUUUUAUAUAACAACAGGCCAUAUUAAUUUCAUGCCGAUUGUUGAUGUCCCCCGUAACCUAUAAUCAAGGGACGUAUACACGAUUUGAAAAAAAAAUGAUUUUUUUCUAUUGUUAUUGUAUAGAAUGGUUGAUAUGGGUUUUUUAAAUGCUUCAACAAAAUUGGUAUGUUAUACAAUGAGAUACAGUCGAGAUACAGAGAUUAUUUGUUUUUUUAUAAACAAAGUUCGAGUCUUGUUGUUGUGUACACAUGUGAUGUAGUUAUAUAAGAUUCAAUCAAUUCUUACUUUCUGUUGCUGUUGAUAUAACUUAUAAAUGGAAACACCGAACAGUCAAAUUUUUGCCAAACAUGAAAAAUGCCAAAAAAAAAAAAGUUUUAAAUUGAAAAAAUAUAAAACAUGAAGUAAAAUGUAUAAGUGGAUAAAAAUAGGCACAUACAAAGUUAACAUACACAUUGUCUAGCAUUACCUGUGGAUGGUUAAAAAGAUUCUUUACUGCGUCUGAUGACAUAAAGUUGCAAGAUCCGAUACUGUACUGGCAAUUGGAGUUUUUAAUGAGAAAAUACCUUCAAUCUUUUGAUUUGGUGUUUUUUUUUUGGAGAUUUGGAUGUAAAUACAAACAAUCAGCAAAAAUGAACAAAAGAGAUGAUCACCAAGCACUAGUGACAUCUUGAAUAAAACAUAAAUAACCAGAUUGAACGGAGAAGGGCUGAUCAUUACCGUCUUCUAUGACACAAAAUAAGUGAUUACUGAUGUUGGAUUGGCAAUGCGCAAUAUCAUAUGCUUGGACUGCAGUGUAGUUUAAGUCAGAUAUUCUGAGAUAUAAACAAACGCAAGGCGUUUUGCUGUAUUCAUGUUAACCCGUUUUUCUUAAACAAUUGGGUGGUUUUAUUUAUCUUAAAUAGGGUGCAUUUUAAGAUUAAACAGACUUCAGUAGGUUAAAUAUAUAGUGUAAUUAUUCAUUUGUUAAAUCCUUUUCAAAACAUUGACUUAAAAUAUACAUCUGUAUUGUUGGUUUUUGGGAUAUUAAAUUCCUCUGCUGACCGGUCACACCCGCCAUGUGCUCUUUGUCGUAAUCGAGGAAAAAACGUUAAAGUCCGUAGACAAUUAGGUGAAUAAUUUUGAUUUAACAAUUACUUUGGAAUCAUUAGAUUCCGUGGGGGUAAUUUUCGUGGAUUGCUUUAAUUUUACAGGUUCGUGGGGACGUAAUUUUGUGUAUUCGUUUGUAUCUUCAAAAGGAAAUGUUAUUUUAUUACCCAAUUUCAUUUAUUUUCAUUAAUGGUUGAAGUCCUUAUGAGUUGUAGAGACUUAUGCAAUAUAAAGAGAGGUUAUUAAUGUUGAUCAAGUCACAACCAGAACAUAGUCAGUAUCUUUGCUUGUUACUUUGGAAAAUGUGAAAUGGAGUCUGAACCAACCUUAUGUAUAUAUUAUCAUUCACUAAUUGCUAAUGUUUCUGCUUCUUAUUUUGCAACGUGAUUUAUAAAUGUACAAUUUUGAAAACGAUGCCAUAUAAAACAAGAUAUAUGAUUCACUUAGUUAAAAAAUCUUACACUGUAGUUUCAUCAAUAUUCGUUGAAUACCAAUUUUCGUGGAUUUCGUUAAGUUGAUCAACGAAAUUAAAUGUUUAUUGUAAUUCAAUUUCAACUUACAUUUUGUAUUGAUAGGAUUAUUGGCCACGAAUUUACGUAUCCUUGAACCUGUGAUUUUCAGAAAAUCCACGAAAAUAGAGACCCACGAAAAUUAAUGAAACCACAGAACUAUUUAUUUCAUAUUUUUGCAAUACAGAUUUACCAUAUUAUUUCUUCGAACAAUGAAACAAGGGUAAUUAAAAAAACAAAAACAAAACUACCACAUCUUUUGUGAUGAGCUGACUUACUUUUAAAUAAAAGCUUGUUCUUCUAAUCAAUUAACAAGUAAAAAAAGUCGUUUAUCAAAAUUAAUGCUCUUAGGUUGGUUAUUUUU
This is a messenger RNA of Magallana angulata, 4626 nucleotides long. RefSeq lists its product as uncharacterized. The record is from RefSeq and is a predicted model, not a curated record. The transcript has 4 exons. NCBI's taxonomy places the organism in Eukaryota, Metazoa, Mollusca, Bivalvia, Ostreida, Ostreidae. Bases 142 to 2502 code for a protein of 786 amino acids.